AUGCCAGCUGGUCUCAUGACGAAAAUCUCUGAAAAUGGAACAAAUUUCUCAAUUGGUGAACGUCAACUUGUGUGCUUGGCUCGAGCGAUUAUAAGAGAAAAUAAAAUUCUGGUGAUGGAUGAAGCGACAGCAAAUGUCGACCCACAAACCGAUGCAUUGAUUCAAGAAACGAUUCGACAGAAGUUUGCUGAGUGCACAGUUUUGACGAUCGCCCAUCGACUUAACACUGUCAUGGACUCAGAUCGGAUUCUCGUGAUGGAUGCUGGUCAAGUUGUUGAAUUUGCGUCACCACAUGAACUUCUAUCGAAAACAAAUAAGUCACGAAUUUUCUACAACAUGUUAAAGGAAACAGGCAAAUCAACUUUUGAAAGUUUAAGGAAACUUGCUGAAGAGGUGAAUUAA
Clunio marinus is the source of this 402-nucleotide messenger RNA. The record is from the annotation of a GenBank genome assembly. Lineage: Eukaryota; Metazoa; Arthropoda; Insecta; Diptera; Chironomidae.